This is a messenger RNA of Branchiostoma floridae (Florida lancelet), 1589 nucleotides long. RefSeq lists its product as uncharacterized. The record is from RefSeq and is a predicted model, not a curated record. Lineage: Eukaryota; Metazoa; Chordata; Leptocardii; Amphioxiformes; Branchiostomatidae. Gene Ontology annotation, cellular component: Fanconi anaemia nuclear complex. Bases 254 to 1372 code for a protein of 372 amino acids. The transcript is spliced from 9 exons. Gene Ontology annotation, biological process: interstrand cross-link repair.
GAAAUAUGGCGGUCAGUUCGAAAACCAAGGUUGUCGAAAACAGAUAAUUAGUCAGUGCAAAAACUUCGCAUUGUUGAAAGACUGCUGCAUAUAUAUGUAAUUUCAUAAAUGCUGAAGUCUAAGAGAUACUACUGUAUGCACUUGGAACUAAAGAGAACGUCUGUUUCUUCUGUGAUACUGACGAAGUGUACUAGACCUAGAGAUGAUAUUUUGGAGAUUAUAAAAUCAAACAAAAUUUUACUACUACCCCGGUAUGGAUGAUUUGGUUCAAAAAGCGCAGAUUUUCCGGGAUAUACUUAUAGCUGCACGGGGACAGGGUGCUGCUGAUUGGUCCAUGGAGGAUUUGGAGAGAGCUUAUGGUUGGGCCGGGUACUUUGAACAGGCCUAUGCCAGGAUCAGAUCCAAGCCUCAAAUAGCAGACAGGCUUGACAGGCGGCUAAAAGUGCUAACCAGCACUGAAGCAUCACCACUGGGGUACCAGCAGUUCUCUCUACAGCUUCUGGGAGAAGCGAAACAAUUUGUGGAUCAAGCUUUGCUGCAGAACUCACAUUUACCUCCUAUGCUGUACUCUGUGGUUUUACAAAGAUGUGUGCAGAACAUGGGCAACAAGGCUCAACUCAGGAAGAACACUGUGGCCCUCUCCCAGCUUCAGUCUGCAGUACAGCUUAUUGGCCACAUGAGGGAGCUGCUACACAGAAACCACAGUGACUUGUUCCAUUCAGGAUCUGAAGUCAAUAAUUGCUGCCAAGUAGAGACAGAUGCCUCACUUCUCCUCCAGUUCUUAGACCUGCACCUAGCCGGGAGUGCACCAACACAAAGAUCAAAAGCAGCCAUUGACAGAAAACUGCAGGAAAUUGUUUUACAGCAACAAGGAUGGGAGGCAGUCUUAACUGCACUAGUUCUGAACGUGGAAACACACGGAACACCUUCAGCUGGACCCAGUAUAGAUGGAGAGUCCAACCCUGUCUGCAGCUUCUUACUCCAUUGGGUUUUACAAACAGAGCACAGCAGGUUUAUUUUCCAGGUGCAGAGUACACUACUGGUGAAGGUGGCCGCUGUCUACUUCAGUUUCUACAAGUCAUAUCUGGGAUUUCUGGUGGAGUGGGGGAAGGACAUGGUGGUGACAGGGCAGUCACAGCAGGGCCGAACAUGGAGACACAGGAAAGGGGCUGAUCACUACUCGUUUGACGAGCUCCUGUCUCGCGUGUUAAGCCUGCUGGAAGGCCCAGCACACGUGGCAACAGCAACACUGAAGUCCAUCCAGUCCCUCCCUGCCCCUGCAACCAGCCCCAGGAAACGUACCAUCUGGGAGGAGAUAUUUCAAACACCUCAAGUCAUUUCCAUUAUUCAAACAAAAAACUUGCAGGAAUAAUAAGGAUGCCUUCUUGAACAUGAUAAAGUCUAAGCAUCUCGAUCAACAAUCAGAAAUAUCCCAUUAAUAUGACGCUACUUGUAUUAAUACUGUACUUUUUAUAAAAUUCAAUUUUCAUGUAACAUGUAUCUUAUCAUUAAUCUAUGUGAACUCCUUGUACAGAAAAAGGACACUACAUGAAGGUACAAAAUAAAAACUGCAUUAAAUUGAAGGUUUA